Messenger RNA from Felis catus (domestic cat), 2131 nucleotides. It is a transcript of the gene METTL25B, whose product is annotated as methyltransferase like 25B. The record is from RefSeq and is a predicted model, not a curated record. Gene Ontology annotation, molecular function: rRNA (adenine-N6,N6-)-dimethyltransferase activity. The coding region runs from base 781 to 1995 and encodes 404 amino acids. The transcript has 8 exons. NCBI's taxonomy places the organism in Eukaryota, Metazoa, Chordata, Mammalia, Carnivora, Felidae. Gene Ontology annotation, biological process: rRNA modification.
CCCUGGCUCCCCACUCGGCUCGUUCUCGCUCCUGACGCCACCAGCUGGACCCCGGGAUGCCGGGCGUCUCCGCCCGCGGCCUCUCUCACGAGGAGAGGAGGCAGCUGGCGGUGAACCUCACCCGUGUGCUGGCGCGCUACCGUCCCAUCCUGGACGCCUACAUCAUCGUGAGGCCACAGGGGUGUGGGCGGGGUGCUGCCGGUUGUGCGGUUGGCUGGGUGCCCGUGGCAGGGGCAGAACCUGGAGAGGUGGCUUCUACUCUCUUUUUUUCUAUGGGUUUCGGUCUGUGGUCUGUACAAGAAAGGGUUAAAACUGGGGUUACUCCCUCCCGGUUUUUGAGUUGACAUACGUAUUAAUAUUUCUAGUAUCUCGCUGGUUUCUCUAACUUUCCCAAGUCCAAAAUAAAAUGCGUGAACAACAGAGCCACGCUGCAGCUACGUUGAGCUCCCCCAGGAACCUGUGAGGUGUUCCAGGAACACACAAGUUCAUUGAUCCGAGCUUUGCAUAAAGUCCUGGUUUAGUAGCCUACUGGACAGCCACAGCUUUGGAAUCAGACCGGCUUGACUGCCUGCUUUACUGUGUUAGAUGGAGGCGUUAUUAAGAACUCCCUGCCACCUGUUUCUCAGCUGUAAUAGGGAUCCCUGCCUGAAGGAUCCUUAUGAAGAAUGAGUGAGAUGAUGUGAGUUCUUUACAGACAACCUGUGGGGCACACUCCCUUGCUCGUGGCAGGAAGCGCUGGAUGGACUGAACCCGCCACAGCUGGCCGCACAGCUGCUGGGGAUGCCUGGGGAAGGGGAAGUGGUCAGGUACAGGUCGGUGUGGCCACUCACCCUGCUGGCCCUGAAGUCCACAGCCUAUGCCCUGGCCUUUACCCGGACACCUGGGUUUCAGACCCCCUCAGAGUUCCUGGAGAACCCCAGCCAGAGCUCCCGCCUGACAGCCCCGUUCCGGAAACACGUCAGGCCCAAGAAGCAGCAUGAGAUCCGAAGGCUGGGAGAGUUGGUGAAGAAACUGAGUGACCUCACGGGCUGCACCCAGGUCGUGGAUAUAGGCUCAGGCCAGGGCCAUCUCUCCCGAUUCAUGUCCCUGGGGCUGGGGCUGACAGUGAAGAGCAUCGAAGGCGAUCGGAGGCUGGUGGAAAGAGCCCAGCGCCUGGACCGGGAGCUCCUGCAGGCCCUGGAGAAAGAGGAGAAGAGGAGCCCACAGGUAACCCGGGCCGGCCCUCGCCACUCCCCACACCACGUGGUUAGGUGGGUAGAGCCCACGGCCCUGUGCGAGGAGCUCCUGCUUCCCCUGGAGCCCUUGCCUCCGUGCGGGGCCCGCCUGCUGCUGACGGGCCUCCACGCCUGCGGGGACCUGAGUGUCGCCUUGCUGAGGCACUUCUCCUGCCCCGAGGUGGUGGCCCUGGCCUCGGUGGGCUGCUGCUACAUGAAGUUGAGUGAGCCUGGCGGCUACCCACUGAGUCAGUGGGUCGCGGGGCUUCGUGGCUCCGAGCUGCCCUACAGGCUGCGGGAGGGGGCCUGCCACGCCCUGGAGGACUACGCCGAGCGGCUACAGAGAGCGGGCCCCGGGCUCCGCACCCACUGCUAUCGGGCGGCACUGGAGACGGUCAUCCGGGGCGCCCGGCCCGAGCUUCGACGGCCAGGCGUGCAGGGGAUCCCCAGGGUCCACGAGCUCAAGAUCGAAGAAUACGUGCAGCGGGGGCUGCGGCGGGUGGGGCUGGAUCCCCAGCUGCCACUGAACCUGGCUGCCCUUCGGGCCCACCAGGCCCAGGAGAACCGAGUGGUGGCCUUCUUCAGCCUGGCCCUGCUCCUGGCCCCGCUGGUGGAGACACUGAUUCUGCUGGACCGGCUGCUCUGCCUUCAGGAGCAGGGCUUCCAUGCUGAGCUCCUGCCCAUCUUUAGUCCUGAACUGUCGCCCAGGAACCUAGUUCUGGUGGCCACCAAGAGUCCCCUGGGUGAGGCCUUCUCUCUUCUGGAAACUGAAGACAGCUGACGAACUCCAUCUGGAGUUCACCCAGAGGACCAGCCUCCUAGCUUCCUGCAACCCUCGCCUCUCCCUCCCCAUGUUAACGUAAUACUACGUAAAGGUUUAUUUUUAAUUUAUUAAAUAAAUGAAAUCUUUAUUUCUC